AUGAAGAAUCCUUUGUGUUCUCUUCCAUGCUUCUCUGUUUCAAAGAAAAAAUACUCUCAACUAUAUCAACGCUCACAACUGCCGGAGGGCUUAUGCCGUCACUUUUCACUAGCACAGAUCAAAGCCGCCACCGACAACUUCAACGAAGACUCAAUUAUUGGUAGAGGUGAUUACGGGACUGCUUACAAAGGGACUACGAAUGAUGGAACCAUAGUUGUGCUCAAGCGCUGGCAAAGCGAAAGCGGAUCAUAUCUAUUGAGAGAAAUGCAAAAUGAGGUACGUUUUCUUUGUCAGUUGCGCCACCCGCAUCUCGCUUCUCUCAUUGGUAUUUGCGAAGAGGGAAAUGAGGCGAUCCCGGUCUACGAGUACAUGAGCGGAGGGGCAUUAUCCGAUCGCCUCUACGGUCAGGGUUAUGCACCACUCCUUUGGAAACAAAGGCUUCAAAUAUGUGUUGGUGCAGCUCGAGGAUUGCAUUACCUUCACACUGGUGCAAAAUAUGCUCUAUUUCAUGGUCACAUCACCAGCCGAAACCUUCUUCUGAAUGAAGAAUUGUCUUGUAAAAUAACCGAUUUCGGGUUAUCGAAAUUGGGUUCCUUUUGCAUGUCAAAAGCUUCAAAAGUUCGAAGAGAGUCGAAAAUUAAGGGUAUUCAUGGGUACAUGGCUCCGGAGUAUGCCAUGCAUGGGGAACUUACUGAAAAAUCUGAUGUUUUUUCAUUUGGGGUGGUUUUGUUCGAAGUUCUUUUUGGCAGACCAGAAUAUGAUAGCUCACUACCAGAGGAAAAGCGAUAUCUGUUUGCUAUGGCCAUGGAAUCUAUAAUUGAAGGAACCAUUUAUCAUGCCAUUGAUCCACAAUUGAAGGGGAGGAUAGCUCCGGAAUGUUUGAACAAGUACUUGGAGAUCGCUUUUAGUUGUGUCCAUGAUAAGGGAAGCGAAAGACCAGAAAUGGGUGAGGUAGAGGUCACACUGGAGCUUGCCUUGGAGCUGCAAGACAGAGCUGAUGCUGAAAUGGAGGCCAUCAAUCCUUGUGGUCAAUAUAUGCAUGACGAGGCACCCAUUUCAAUUGACGCUGAAACCAUAAAAAUAAGCAGUCUGUUAAUUUAA
This is a messenger RNA of Hibiscus syriacus, 1101 nucleotides long. RefSeq names its product receptor-like protein kinase FERONIA. The transcript has a single exon. Bases 1 to 1101 code for a protein of 366 amino acids. Gene Ontology annotation, cellular component: plasmodesma; plasma membrane. Gene Ontology annotation, molecular function: transmembrane receptor protein tyrosine kinase activity; ATP binding. NCBI's taxonomy places the organism in Eukaryota, Viridiplantae, Streptophyta, Magnoliopsida, Malvales, Malvaceae. The record is from RefSeq and is a predicted model, not a curated record. Gene Ontology annotation, biological process: protein autophosphorylation.